Molecule: messenger RNA, 8337 nt
Organism: Dufourea novaeangliae
Lineage: Eukaryota; Metazoa; Arthropoda; Insecta; Hymenoptera; Halictidae
Exons: 33
Coding region: 105-8207 (2700 amino acids)
Biological process (GO): proteolysis; peptide catabolic process
Cellular component (GO): cytoplasm
Molecular function (GO): metalloaminopeptidase activity; zinc ion binding; peptide binding
Source: RefSeq, a predicted model, not a curated record
UUCGUCGAAUGAUGUGACCGUGAAGACGAAGUGCUGUAAAUGGCAAGACCGAGUGGCGUUUAAAAUAUUUAAAAUCCAGACGGAAAGAACACUGAAAAAUCACCAUGAAUAUCCUGCGAGUUGAACAUUUAAUUAUUUUCCUCGCUCUAAUCAGCACUGGGUAUUGCGCUACAAGUGACAGCGUCAAUGAGACUGAAGAAACGUUUGCCGAGAACAAUGGGAAUCUCGACCUCCGACUGCCAAAAACGAUCAUUCCCGUUAGCUAUAAUAUCAUACUUACCCCAACUUUAAAAAAUGGCUUCAAAUUCGAAGGAACUACUAUGAUCACUGCUUUCGUACAAGAAGAUACCGACACCAUAAUUCUUCAUCACGGAACUAUUAAUAUCUACACACUAACUGUAACAGUUGGUGAUACGAGACUAGAACACCAGGAUCCAAAAUACGACUCUAAGACCGAAAAGAUCAGUAUUAAAUUAAAUACUACUUUGAAGAAGGGAAUGAAUAUAUCAAUCAACUUCUUCUAUGGCGGCGUACUCAGAGAAGACAUGAUUGGAUUUUAUAGAAGCUCGUAUAUUGACUCUACAGGAAACAUAAGAUGGAUCGCCGCAACACAAUUCCAGACAAAGCAUGCACGCCAUGCUUUCCCGUGCUUCGACGAACCAAGCUUCAAAGCAACUUUUAAGAUCAGGAUUUCAAGACCGACGGAAUAUAAAUGUCUGAGUAAUAUGCCACGGAAAACAACCGAACCCUCAGACCCUGGUGAAGAAUGGGACAUUUUCGAGGAAAGCAUCCCAAUGUCCACCUACCUGGUAGCUUUCGUGAUUUCAGAUUUCGAUUCUCUGAAAGAUAAAGACUUCAGUGUCUGGGCAAGACCGAACGCCAAAGAUCAAGCGGAGUAUGCUCUAAACAUUGGUCCACGUGCUCUCAAGUAUUUUUCCACUAUAUUCAAACAAGAGUAUCAAUUAUCGAAAAUGGACAUGGUGGCAGUGCCGGAUUUCUCAGCCGGGGCAAUGGAAAAUUGGGGAUUGGUCACUUAUCGGGAAAGCAGAAUGCUAUAUGACAAGGCUACGUCUUCCGAUGCUGCGAAACAGAGCGUUGCUGCGGUGAUUGUACACGAAUUGACCCAUAUGUGGUUUGGAAAUCAAAUUACACCCGAAUGGUGGAGCUAUUUGUGGCUAAGCGAGGCAUUCGCCAGGUACUUCCAAUAUUUCGCCACUGCACAGAUUGAGGAAUCAUGGAACAUGGAGGAUCAGUUUAUUGUGGACCAAUGUCAGACAGCUUUCGCAGCAGACGGUCUUGAAUCUUCUGAGCCAAUGACUCGAGACGUUGUUACUUCCUCGCAAUUAGGUGGAGUUGGGGACACUAUCACGUACAAUAAAGGAGCAAGUAUCGUACGGAUGAUGAAUCUUGUUUUUGGCAAUGCAGUUUUCGAGACAGGACUGCAAAAUUAUUUGAGGAACAACAAAGAGGCAAAAGUAGCGCGGCCAGAGAAUCUAUGGAUAGAGAUUCAAGACGAAUUAAAUCUACGAAACGAACAACUACCUACAUCAGUGGAAAAGAUUAUGUCUACGUGGACAGAGCAAUCCGGAUUUCCAGUUUUAAACGUCGCUAUUGAGAACGGUGUAGCUAAGAUACACCAGAGUCGUUUUCUAUUGAGAAAUUUAAAAUCUACACCCACAAAUUUGACAUGGUGGGUGCCCAUCACUUGGGCAAGCAAAGACAAGCCAAACUUCGAUAAAGUUGUGGUACCAUAUUGGCUGAAUAAGCAAGAAGAUACCUUUCAAUUGGGAACUGGGCCCGGAUGGGUGGUGCUAAAUGUCCAAUCGGCUGGUUUCUAUCGAGUAAAUUACGAUCGUGCUUCUUGGUAUCAUAUCAUCGAGGUCCUCGACAGUAGGAAUUAUCAGGAUAUACCAACUGCUAACAGAGCUGCCAUCAUCGAUGAUUUGUUGAAUUUGGCAAGAUCUGGUUUGCUUGACUAUGAAAUAGCUUUGGAUGGUUUACAAUAUAUCAAACGAGAAAGGAAUUAUUUGCCUUUCAAAUCGGCGUUCUCUGGAUUUACUUACCUCGACCGACGGUUCUCUGGACAUAAUAAAUUUUAUACACAGUUCAAGACAUUUGUGCUAGACCUCAUCAAAGAUGUAUAUGAGAAUCUUGGUUACGUGGAUCGUGCGGGUGACGACAGAUUAACAGUAUUAUUGAGAACUGAACUAAACAAAUGGGCUUGCAAGUAUGGCCAUCCAGGAUGUGUAGAUACCUUCACUAAAUUGUUUCAAGAAUGGAAGAAGAACCCUAGUUUGACCAUUACACCGAACCAAAGACCCACAGCAUACUGUACAGCUAUUCGGAAUGGAACGAAAGAUGAUUGGGAAUUCUUGUGGAAUCAAUAUUACAACUCAAAUUCAGCUGCUGACCAAGCAGUCAUACUACAAGCUCUUGGUUGUACUGAAGACACCAGUCUUUGGGAAAGAUACCUACUGGAUGCACUUAAGAGUUUCGAAAAAAGCAGAAUUCGCAGACAAGACAGUACCUCUGUCUUCUCCGCGAUUUCCGGUUCUGGACGUCUUGGCGCGGAGUUUAUUUUAGACUUCGUUGAGAAAUACCAUACAACAAUGAGCGAAUACUACAGUGGACCAAGUACAAUUUCCAGUAUAUUGUCGUCAGCGUCACAAGGAUUCUCCACGCAAGGAUCAAUCGACAAAUUCGAGAAAUUAAUCAAGACACACCCAACAGAGUUUAAAGACAUCUUAGACUCUCUGAACAAUUCUCUCAAAAUUGCUAAAUACGAAUUACUUUGGUUCAACAAAUACGGUGAUGCUAUAAUAUCGUGGAUAGAUAAAUCUGUGAAAUUUUCUGAAGAUUACCGAUUACCUACGAAAAUAGAACCACUUACAUAUUUCAUUCACCUAAAACCAAAAAUUAAUGCACUCAACAAUAAAUUUUCCUUCGAUGGAACAGUAAAAAUAGCAGCAAAAGUCACUGAAAGCACAAACGUAAUCGUCUUACACUCCUCGGAUCUGGUACACGAGACAAUUAUUGUUUCUGCUAACAACAAGAAUUUGACAAUCACGAAGACGGAGACCACUAAGAAAUAUGAUUUCUUGACGAUCGAACUUGAUGAGGAAUUGAAAGUUGGCGAGGCUGUGGAUAUUCAAAUAAGUUUCAGUGGCACACUAAACGAUGAGAUGCGUGGAUUUUAUAAGACGUGGUACUAUGAUGAUAAUGGUCAAAGAAGAUGGUUGGCCGCCACUCAUCUGGAGCCAGUUGGUGCCAGAAAAGUCUUCCCCUGCUUCGACGAACCCGCACUGAAGGCAAACUUUACGAUGGAAGUCGUUGUCGCAGAAGGCUACAGUGCACUUAGUAACACAGGGAUUGAGUCUAUAAUCAGACACAGUAACUAUGAGAAGACCAUCACUUUCAAAGAAACGCCUAAAAUGUCUACGUACCUCGUAGUCCUAGUUGUAUCUGAUUUCUUUGGGAUAACGGAUAGUGGAAUAUAUGGAGUUUGGGCUAGACCAAAUGCACGUUCUCAAAUGGAGUACGGUUUAUCGAUCAUGAAGCCGCUUGUGCAAUUUUACGAAAACACGCUGAAUGAUCCGUAUCAACUAAAAAAACUUGACAUGGUAGCGUUGCCAGACUUUGUAGCAGGAGCAAUGGAGAAUUGGGGUUUAUUAACAUACAAAGAAAGGAAUCUAUUAUAUUCGCCGGAAGAAUCGACUACGGCAACACAACAGAGUAUAACCACCGUUGUAUCGCACGAAAUCGCCCAUCAAUGGUUUGGAAAUAUGGUCAGUCCUGCCUGGUGGAAAUAUGUCUGGUUGAAUGAGGGUUUUGCCAGAUAUUUCGAAACAUUUGCAACCGCAUCGGUGGUAAAUUGGAAUCUCGAGUCUCAAUUUGUAGUGGACCAUGUUCAUUCGGCUCUUGAAGUAGACAGUUCGUCGUCCAGUCAUGCCAUGACACACGAUGUAUCCAGUCCAACCGAAAUUUCGGGACUAUUCGAUACAAUAUCCUACGCUAAAGCUGCUUCCGUGAUAAGAAUGAUGAGAGCAUCAUUUGGUGAUACUGUAUUCUACAAUUCCCUUCACAGAUACCUCCGAAACCGUCGGUACAGCACAGCCACACCAGAAGAUUUGUUCGAUGCGUUCAAACAAGAAAUCUCUGAUACUGGGCUUAAAAAUUUGAUUUACGAUAUUAUGAACUCGUGGACCACACAGCCAGGAUAUCCUGUAGUACACGUUAGCAUACAAGGCAAUAGUGUAAAAUUACAACAGAAAAGAUUUCUGAUCGAUAAGGAGAAGGCUAAUUCUGAUACUAGUUUGUGGUACGUUCCAAUUACUUGGACAUCUCUGUAUGAACCUGAUUUUAAUAAUACGGCACCAAAAUACUGGCUGAACACCGCAGAGGGUACCACCACGCUUCCGUCUGACGCUACGGAUUUAUUCGUAUUUAAUGUUCAACAAUCAGGCUUCUAUCGUACAAAUUACGACACAGAUUAUUGGAGACGAAUAAUUGACUUCUUGAAAAGUAAACAAUACACAAAAAUACAUGAAAUCAACCGAGCCACGAUCAUCGAUGAUUUAUGGAACUUCGGUAGAGCAGGUCACGUUGACUACGAGAUCGUGCUGUCUGCAACACAGUAUUUGGUCAAUGAAACUGAUUACAUUCCAUUGAAAGCAUUCUUCAAAGGUUUAACCUUCUUGCGCAGACAUGUUCAAGGCAGAGAUGCUGACGACGCUUACAAACAAUACGUAGCCAGAAUUGUUACCCCGAUAUAUAAUAGGAUCGGAGACACAGAUACUAAAUGGUCUAAGCACGAAUUGCGACUACUGAAAAUGCUAUUACGAAAGUGGGUAUGCCAAAUAGAUGCCGCUGACUGUAAGGCUAAUUCCUUGGACAUGUUUAAAAACUGGCAAAAUGGAGAUUCUAAAAAAAUACCGCCAAACUUCCGCAGCGCUGUGUAUUGCGAAGUUGUCAAGUUAAAUGAUUUUAGUAAAUGGAAUACUAUAUGGACGUUGUACCUGGAAUCAAAAGUGGCUUCAGACAAGUCAUUGAUUCUUCAAUCUCUAGCUUGUACUACCGAUAAAAAAUUGUUCUACCAGCUUCUUCAUACAGCCAUUGAAGACAAUGGUGUAAUUAGACGUGAGGACAGUUCUACUGUAUUUUCCAAUAUCAUAGAAGCCAGUCUAGAAGGCGUUGACUACGUAAUGGAUUUCAUUAAAGCUAAUUAUAUAGACAUAGUCGAAUACUACAGAGGACCAUCGCAAAUCCACAGUAUCGUUAAUACAUUAGCCAAGAGAGUGACCACUGAAGAACUCUUGUCAAAGUACACCGAGUUGAUCAGUUGGUUAGCGAUACAGGACCCAAUAUUUAGGAUAUCAUUGAACUCCUACCAAAGUAUCGUAGAACAAGAGCGGACCUGGGCUGAAAAGAACGUUCCAAAGAUACACGCAUGGAUAGAAACGAAUUAUCAAUCAACUAGCUACCGCCUACCAAAAACGUUCACUCCAUUGAAAUACAACAUCUAUCUUGCUCCAUACUUCGAAGAGAAAAAUUUCCAAUUCGUUGGAAAGGUUCAGAUAGAGAUGAAACGUCUUAUGAGCACGUCCCGUAUAGUUCUUAAUAGUCACGAGCUUGACGUGACGAAAGUAUCAGUUUACAAUAGUAACGGCAAUUUGAUCAAAGGUGAAGAAUUAGUAGUAAGCAAUCUUGUUACGAACAAGGAGACUCAAAUGCUUAAAAUAUUCAUGAAAGAAUUCAUAAAGAGUCAAAACAUUAUCGUUGAGAUCGAGUAUGUGGGAUAUUUAAAUGAAAAAAUGCAAGGCUUUUAUCGAAGUUAUUAUCAGAAUGAUGAUGGAACAAUACAAUAUUUGGCGACCACACAGUUCGAACCUACUUAUGCUAGGAAAGCAUUCCCCUGUUUUGAUGAACCAGCUUAUAAAGCACCCUUCAUAAUUAACAUCCAAAAGCCCGUAAACUCUGUAGCACUUAGCAAUAUGCCUAGUCUGAGGUUGACGUCAUCGGACGUUUCAGGCCAUGUAUGGGAAACAUUUCAAGAAACUGUGAAGAUGUCGUCGUAUUUAGUCGCGUUUGUCGUUUCCGAUUUCAAGCCUGUAAGAGAGGAAUCCACAGCAGUAAAUGUAUGGAGUAGACCCAAAAUGGCAGAAACUGGCGAUUUUGCACAGAUCGCUGCUCAACGAAUGCUUGACUAUUUAUCCCUGGAAACAGGCUAUAAGUACACUUUACCGAAACUGGAUUUGAUAGCAAUUCCUGACUUUUCAAUGGGUGCAAUGGAAAACUGGGGGCUUGCUACGUUUAGAGAAUAUGCGCUUCACUACGAUAAAGACGAAACGUCAGCUACAUACACUGAUUAUAUAAUAACUAUAAUAGCCCACGAAUUAUCUCACAUGUGGUUCGGAAAUUUGGUGACCUGUGAUUGGUGGGAAUACACCUGGCUCAAUGAAGGAUUUGCUGAAUAUAUGCAGUGGGUUGUCUCUAACCAAUUUCGACCUAGCCAUGAAUUCGACAAUCUCUUCGUGGUUAACGAAUUACAAAAUGCGAUGCAAAACGAUAAUUUCAAGACGUCACACCCCAUGAACCAACCUGUCAGUAAACCAUCAGAAAUAUCUAACGUUUUCGACAGCAUUGCAUACGGAAAGGCUUCCAGUGUCAUACGCAUGAUACAUCGUGCAUUCGGACCAAACAUCUUCAAGAAUGCAAUAAACCGAUAUUUAAAAAGACAUCAGUACAGUACUGCGACACCAAAAGAUCUUUGGAAUGCCUUCGAUGAAGCAAUCAACGAAACCCGAACAGUUGGGGACUGGCACGUCGGUAUGGAAGAAUUAAUGGAUAGCUGGGUUAACAAAGCCGGAUAUCCUGUUGUGACAGCAUCGUUAGACAAAAAUACAAUAACUUUAACACAGAAAUUUUUCUGUACCGAUUCAUCCAAGGUGAGCUACUGGAUACCAAUCACAGUAACAUCAUCCACUAAACCUGACUUCAUAACUACUGAAACAAAUAUAUGGAUGGGAGCAAGUCCUCAGAGCAUUUAUUUACCAAAUGCAACGGAAUGGUUCGUCGUCAAUGUUCAACAAAGCGGUUACUACCGCGUAAAUUAUGAUAACAUUUCAUGGGAACGUUUAAAAGAGGCGUUGGACAAGCCGGGUCACAGUCAAAUCCACGUAACGAACCGUGCUCAAAUCGUAGACGAUGCUCUGAACCUAGCCCGUGCUGGUUACAUUAACUAUGGUUUGGCGUUUAAUUGCAUAACUUAUUUAACCAAAGAGGUAGAUUAUCUGCCAUGGAAAGCAUUUUUCAAUGGAAUGAGUUAUAUAAUUCAACGAUUCGAAGGACAAGACGGUUAUGAACUGCUCCAAAGACAUAUUGUGCUUCUGACAUCGAAUAUGUUUGAGGAACUCGGUUACGUAGAUUCGAGGAACGAUACUCACUCGAAGCAACUGAAAAGAGAACUGAUUUUAACUUGGGCGUGCAAAAUGGGCAAUACAAGAUGCGUGGAUUUCGGAAAGGAGUGGUUCGCAGAUUUCAAGGCAAGGACUAAGAAUGGACUGUCGAACAGAAUUUCACCAAAUGCGAGGGCAGCAGUUUACAGUACAGCGAUUAGAAGUGGAACAUACGAAGACUGGGAAUUCUUGUGGCAACAUUAUCUGAAAACAGAGUUUGCUACAGAGAAGAAGAUCAUACUGGAUGCUCUUGGGUGUACGACGAAUAAAACUCUGUUGAAUAUGUACAUUUCACGUGCACUGAAUCACGAUUACACUUCCGAUAUUCGUAAACAAGAUGUCAAUGCAGUUCUAGCUUCUAUUUACGGCAGUGGACAGUUAGGAUUUAAUGUGAUGUUGGACUUCUUGAUAACAAAUUAUCAAUCCCUUUACGCAUUUUAUGGCAACUGGGGAGGUGUCGGAAGCUUGUUGUCUAAAUUAGCAUCUCGUACUUCCAAUAAAGAUCAAUUGAAAAAGAUCACUGACUUUGUGGAAUCUAAAAAGGAUAUCAUGAAAGAUAUUUCAUCUACCCUUAACGCAGCCGUAUCAGCCGCAGAAGAAAGUGUCUCGUGGUACUCGUACCACAACCAUGAAAUUAUUCGCUGGGUAAAAUGGCACCUUGCCAAUUCGAAACAAAAUAGCGGAGUUGUUCCAAACAGUUAUGGUAUAAUCUCUGUGGCAAUAAUGGCACUAAUCCCGUACAUGUUAAGUUAAUAUACACUAUAUAUUAUAGCGAAUCAUACCAAUGGAUAUAAAAUGUUAAUAUUCGAUAAAUAGUUUACAUAGAUUAAAUAUUGCUGUGUACAUUUAACAAAAUGAAAGUAUUAUAAAAUAAAGUAAUAUA